This is a messenger RNA of Dunckerocampus dactyliophorus (ringed pipefish), 2818 nucleotides long. It is a transcript of the gene otpa, whose product is annotated as orthopedia homeobox a. The transcript has 3 exons. Gene Ontology annotation, molecular function: DNA binding; DNA-binding transcription factor activity, RNA polymerase II-specific. The coding region runs from base 1305 to 2315 and encodes 336 amino acids. Gene Ontology annotation, biological process: neuron differentiation; regulation of DNA-templated transcription. Lineage: Eukaryota; Metazoa; Chordata; Actinopteri; Syngnathiformes; Syngnathidae. The record is from RefSeq and is a predicted model, not a curated record.
CCGCCAGCUUGUAGACAACAAAAGGCGAACAGAACCGAGCCUUGUUUGUGGUCCGCAACUCCAGCGGCCACACUGCCUGCAUGCACGGGGAGACGGGGACAAAAAAGAAGUAAACGAUGCUCAUUCGUUGACGUUUUAGCUCUUUUUUGUGGCACAUUCAUUUGCUACUGCACCAACCCAUUCUCAUAUUUAUGUCCCGCCUUUGUUUUUUAUUAUCCAUUAUGACUUUACUAAACAUAAAGGUCCCACCGCCCGUUAAUACCCUGCUCGUAUGCGUCAAAGCAACAAAAAAGCGAUACAAUUGAAAGAAGUAUUCUCAUUUUAACUUUGCAAACAGAUCAAAGCAAAGAAAAAAAGUCAGUUCCGUGUACUUGUAGAAUGUAAUUACUGUACAUUGGCUUAUUUAUGCCUCGAGAUUGCUAAUUCAUGCUGCUCUUAAUAUAAAUGUACCAUAUAAAGAUCAUAUCAUUUAUUUCAAAACAAACUAAUAAUUGCGAUGCUUUCCAGUGAAUCAUUUGUCUUUUUUUUACACAUUUUUUUAGUCUGUUUAUACAUUUUGUCUAUUUAUUUAUGUAUUAGUCUCCUUCUAGCCUAUUAUUUACUUAUGUGAUAAUCCACCCAUUUGUUUAUGUACUGUAUUAAUCUCUUAAUGUGUUAAUCCGUCUAUUUAUCUAUUUCAUUUCUAUGUAUUCAUCUGUUUCAUCUACGUAUUAAUCCAUCUAUUUAUGUAUGAAACCAUCUACCUAUUUAAUUUCUAUGUAUGAAUCCAUCUAUUAAUUGAUAAGCAUUUAUGGACUAACGGUGAUGAGUGCCGCCAACAUUUCUUCUCAGCCUUUCUCACACAUCAGCUGACUUUUAUUGGGAGUAAUUUGGUGGAGAAAUCAAAGUUAAUUAGAGGAAUGAGGAGGAAUGGACUGGUGGAUCUUGCGUAGAUGGGUUCGGGCUGGUGGGUCUGCAGGGGGCGGGGGGGGGUCUCCAUCUCUGAUUGGUCGUCUCGUGCAGGAGCUGCAGGCUUCAUGUGCUGCUUAGGCGCCUCCCCGUCCCUCUAAAGUCCAUUAUAAUGCAACCAGCCCGCCUUUUAAGCACAAACCGAAUUUGCUUUCAUUUAGGCCCAUCUAGAUUUCCUAAAUAGGUUAAAGAAGGCAUAGAGAGGUGUGAGUGCGCGUGUGUGUGUGUGUGUGGGUGUGUGUGUGUGUAUGUGGAUGUGUGUUUUUCCCCUCCUCUCGCCCCCUGUUUUUUUCUGGGGUUAGUAGUAGUGGUAGUAGUACUGUAGUAGUGGUAUACUGUAGUAUCAGCGGUGAGCGAUGCUCUCUCACGCCGACCUCCUGGAUGCUCGCCUCGGUGAGUUGUCCUCGCCCAACUCGGCUCUUCAACUCUGCUGGAUGAAGGAUGCUGCGGAGCUCCUGGGUCACAGGGAGGCUUUAAAGUGCAGACUGGGCACCGGUGGACCGGAUCCGGGUCACCCCGGGGAGCUGGGCCCGGGCCAUGAGAGCGUGGAGGGGGCCACUUUGCUCCCGGGUGAGGACAUCAGCUCCAACGGAGGAGGAGGCUCUAACCCGGGCCAGGUGACCGGCAGCAAGGAGCAGGAGAAGCAGCAGAACAGCAGCAGCAACAACCAGCAGUCCGGAGGAGGGCCGCAGGCCCAGAAACAGAAGCGGCACCGGACCCGCUUCACGCCGGCUCAGCUCAACGAGCUGGAGAGGAGCUUCGCCAAGACCCACUACCCGGACAUCUUCAUGCGCGAGGAGCUGGCCCUGAGGAUCGGACUGACAGAGUCCAGAGUGCAGGUGUGGUUUCAGAACCGCCGAGCCAAGUGGAAGAAGCGAAAGAAGACCACCAACGUGUUCCGGGCCCCGGGGACUCUCCUGCCGACGCACCACGGCCUGCCCCAGUUCCCCUCCGCGGCGGCGGCCGCAGCGGCGGCCAUGGGCGACAGCCUGUGCUCCUUCCACGCCAACGACGGCCGCUGGGCCACGGCCGGAAUGGCCGGCGUGUCUCAGCUGCAGCUGCCGCCCGCACUGGGCCGCCAGCCGUCCAUGGCCCAGUCCCUGUCCCAGUGCAGCCUGGGCGCCGGUCCGCCUCCCCCCAACUCCAUGGGGCUGUCCAACAUGUCGUCCAACGGCUCCGGGCUGCAGUCGCACCUGUACCAGCCCACUUUCCCCGGCAUGGUGCCCGCCUCGCUGCCCGGGCCGACCAACGUGAGCGGCUCGCCGCAGCUGUGCACGUCCCCGGACAGUGACGUCUGGAGGGGGACCAGCAUCGCCUCGCUGCGCCGCAAAGCUCUGGAGCACACAGUCUCCAUGAGCUUCACCUAAUCGCUUCUUACCGCCACAUGUUGUAUUUAUUAUUAUUUAUGAUGAUUAUUUAUGCUUUCUUCCUUUGCAACCUCCCAUGACGGAGCAAUCACAGACGAGGCGGACUUCUUUUCUCCAUCCCGCAUGGCGGUUAUUUAUUUGUCUUGAUGGAAACGAACUGAUUCUCUUCACGCGCCUCUGCCUCCAUUGGUGCAGGACUGAUAAUGAUGAUGAUGUUUGUCCCGCGCCAUGGGGAGCCAAGUGGACAUUUUGACAGAAAGGAGGAAAGAAAAGAAAAAGACUGCAAGCGCUGCUGUCUUUCUUUACUCGCUCGUGAGGGGAACACUUGAAUUUAAACAAAAGAAGAAGAAGAAGACAGUGAAUGCUAAUGUGCAUAGGAUGUUUUGUGGUCACUUUAUGUGUUUAUGAUGAGCACAUUUUCCUGAAAUGUUCUGAGCCAUUUUUUCUCUUUCAUCUUUAUAUCAAUUUCAUGUAAAGAUGAUUAAAAUAAUAAUUAAACAAAA